GUCAGAAUUGACCUUUGACCAAAAUUUCCCAAACCAUGAGUGUGUGUGUUCUAAACUUCUAAUUCUAACCUAAAAGAAAACCUAGAACCCUCUGUAUGUUUGCCGGAUCCUCCCUACUGCUGCUUUGCCAAUACCUGAAGGGGCAUCGUUUUCAUUUGAAGCCAUUGUUAGCUAAACAUUUUGAGAUUUGAGGUGAUUCUAGAUGGGAGAGGCUCGGGAUGGGGUGAAGGUAAAGAGAGUGGUUUUCGUUACAGUGGGAACAACAUGUUUUGAUGCACUUGUUAAAGUGGCGGAUUCUCAGGAAGUUAAGGACGAGUUAUAUAGAAGAGGGUAUACUGAUCUUCUCAUUCAAAUGGGUCGAGGGUCAUAUCUUCCUAUAAAGUCUACUGGUGAUGAUGGAUCUUUGGCUGUAGACUACUUCACAUUUUCAUCGAGCAUUGCGGACCAUCUGAGAUCUGCAUCGCUUGUGAUCAGUCAUGCAGGUUCUGGGAGCAUAUUUGAGACCUUGCAGCUUGGCAAACCUCUAAUUGUUGUUGUCAAUGAAGAUUUGAUGGAUAAUCAUCAGAGUGAGUUAGCAGAAGAACUGGCAGAGAGAAAACAUUUAUAUUGUGCUCGUCCUCUGACACUCCACCAAACUAUAGCCGGUAUGGAUUUGAAUUCUCUUGUUCCAUACUCUCCGGGAGAUGCCACACCAGUGGCCAAACUGAUAAAUAGGUUUCUUGGUUUUCCAGAAGAGUCAUGAGCUUGAAUAUAAUAUUAAAAAAAAAAAAAAACUGAGCAAUCCUAGGGAAAGCUUCUUGCAUCAAUGACCCCAACUAAGGAUUUAUGUUUAAAUAUUUCUUCCCUUAUAGAAUGUUGCCUAGUGAGUUUGCAUAGGCAUCAUAUAUUGUCACAAAAUUUCACCCAUGUUGCAGAAAUUCUACAAACAUGUGAUGUUAUAUCAACAAUUGAAAAUGGAAA
Gossypium arboreum is the source of this 960-nucleotide messenger RNA. RefSeq lists its product as uncharacterized. Bases 203 to 742 code for a protein of 179 amino acids. The transcript has 4 exons. Gene Ontology annotation, biological process: dolichol-linked oligosaccharide biosynthetic process. The record is from RefSeq and is a predicted model, not a curated record. Lineage: Eukaryota; Viridiplantae; Streptophyta; Magnoliopsida; Malvales; Malvaceae. Gene Ontology annotation, molecular function: hexosyltransferase activity. Gene Ontology annotation, cellular component: UDP-N-acetylglucosamine transferase complex; extrinsic component of endoplasmic reticulum membrane.